Lineus longissimus is the source of this 3368-nucleotide messenger RNA. RefSeq lists its product as uncharacterized. The record is from RefSeq and is a predicted model, not a curated record. NCBI's taxonomy places the organism in Eukaryota, Metazoa, Nemertea, Pilidiophora, Heteronemertea, Lineidae. Bases 194 to 2725 code for a protein of 843 amino acids. The transcript is spliced from 14 exons. Gene Ontology annotation, molecular function: calcium ion binding.
GACAUAAGUAUGUAGCCAUUUGAGAUACCAAAAUCUCAUAUUUACGCUAACAAAGGGAUUCAUCGGUUAGUUGUACGAGCUAGUAUAUAUAUUCGUGCGUGGAUAUCAUUAGAGUACGAAAUUUCCGCUGGUCUCUCUUUUACGUUCUACGAACCGUUUUUAUCUUUGGAGUAAGUUAAUGUGAUCUUUGGCCAUGAGGUUGGCAUUAGCAGUGAUUUUGGUGUUAUGUGCAUGGUUACAUGAUGCCGAAGGAUCUCAUUUUCAAGGAGGAACAAUCCACUGGAAGGUCGUAGACCACACCAUAAACAGGGUUGAGUUCACCUUCAAAAUGGGUUGGACCCUCGGACGAGGACCCGGCUGCCUGUCAACGGCAGACUACGGGAAACUGAUGACAGGCCUGCCGACUAAUUACUGGGAAUGCCUCAGCGGAUGUGGAACAACGGCCAUCAACCUGGUGGAUGUCAACUACUACUGUACAUCGAUAAACACUGUGGAACAGUACGAGCAGGGCGAAAAGACAUUUUAUUAUAACUUCCCGAACAAGGGGCCGUUUGAAAUAGUAUUCCGCGGGACUGCCUGGCGACCCCUUAACUUUGGUUCUGCUGGCGAUUGGCAGCUCCUCACGACAGUUGACUUGAAUUUCCGGAGUGACACCCUUCAUCCGAACCAGAGUCCAAUCACAGCUAGUAAACCGAUCUAUAGUAACCAGUACACCUGCAAUCAUACGAUAGUCCUACCCGGAAUCGACCCUGAUGGUGACACAGUCAGAUGUCGCUGGGCCGUCGGUACUGAGUGCGAGAGUGUGUGCAACAGUCUGCCUGGAGCCGUUCUGGACGAGGAUACGUGCACGUUGGAAUUCGACGCCCAAGCGUCCGUAUCGUUCGCCUCUGGCGGGUGGUAUGCUGUUGCAAUCCAGGUAGAAGACUUCCCAAAGACCACCAUGACCAUUGGAGGCAAGACCUACACACCCUCAGACCCAAUCAAUUCGGUACCAUUACAGUUCCUGAUCACGACUCCAACCUUGCCGUACCCCUGCACCUCCGUGCCUGUCUUUGUAGCAGACACCCCGACUGCUGGCUCCCGAUUCUCCAUCCUCCCCGGGACAACCUUCACCGUCAAGCUGUAUGCGUGGAAUCCCUUCAUUCCAGAUGCUACCAUUGUUGACUUCUUCCUGACGACUCCAACGGGGAUGUCGCAGACGUCAGUCCUAGCAGACGACAAGGCUCGUCCUCGGGUGGGCAUGAUGGAGCUCACGUGGACACCGACAUUAGCACAAGCUGGCGAACACAUUCUCUGCUUCAUGGCAGAAGAUAGCAAAGGCUUGACAACAGAACAGCGCUGCAUCACGUUAGUUGCCUAUGAUAUCGACGAGUGUGCGAGUAACCCGUGUGGAGCCUGGUGUACCUGUAAGGAUAUGACGGGCCGAUAUGAAUGUGACUGUCCCCCUACUUGUCCACCACUACCAGAUGUAUGCUUCAGUCGGCCCUGCCUCAAUGGCGGGACCUGUGCCCUGGAUGUCGUGGCUGCCAGUGGCUAUACGUGUAGCUGUACAGUAGCAUGGACAGGCACAGUUUGCGAAUUGCCAGUUGACGAAUGUGCUAGCAACCCUUGUCUGAAUGGCGGAACAUGUACUGAUCACGUGGGAGAGUUUACGUGCGCAUGCGCGGCUGGCUACGCAGGACAAACAUGCGCGAUAGACAUAGAUGAUUGCGCAGAUGGACCAUGUCAUAACAGUGGCACAUGCGUGGAUGGUGUGAACUCGCACACGUGCACGUGCGCAGCGGGGUGGACUGAUGAUCAUUGCCAAACAAACAUUGAUGAGUGUGCAAGUUCACCCUGUCAUCCCGAGUGCGCAUGUCUGGACGCAGUCAACAGCUACAGCUGCUGGUGUCCACCAUCAACCACAACGCAACCAGCCUCCACAUGCGUGGCACCGCCAGACGCCUGCUUCAGCCGUCCUUGUUUAAACAAUGGUACCUGCAGUUUGGGACCGAGCGCUAUCGGUUACGACUGCGCAUGUGCAUCGGGUUGGAAGGGAACAAACUGUGAAAUAAACAUCGACGAAUGUGCCAGCUCUCCAUGUCAAAAUAAUGGAACAUGUACUGAUCACGUGAACGGCUACAGCUGCACAUGCGCACUCGGAUGGAAUGGGACGCACUGUGAGAUCAAUAUGGACGAUUGCGCAGACGAACCUUGUCAUAACGGCGGGACAUGCGUGGAUGAGGUCAAUGCGCACAGCUGCCUGUGUCCUCCACUGUUCUACGGAGCUCACUGUGAAUAUGAGAACUUCACAGAGCCAUGUCUACAACCAGAAGAAACUGUCUGUACGUGUCAGACGAGCACUGGCCACAAUGUCAUCGUAGUAAGCAACACGGGCGCGACCUGGCGAGAUCUUGUGGCUGGUCUGAUUGGUAUACCCAUCGGCAUGGCACUUCUUGGCAGUCUCCUCGGGCUCUGGUACUGCUGUACGCGAAAGAAGACAACGCCCGGGGUCUAUAAGCGGCCAAUCACACCUUGGCGACCGAGGUCCGCGGCCUCUGUCCAGCCCAUCAUGGAUGACGAGGACUCGCCCCCUUCUACUCCACAGAAAAUCAUACCUGCAACGCACCGGCCUUCAAUGGCGACCAACAUCUACAGAAUACACAAUGACGAUAUCAAUUACCAAGCAGCGGAAAUGAAAGAUCCUCUGUCCUAUGCCAGCGGGCGCACAGACUGGGAAGGAUAGCUUGAUUUUCAGUCGGCAUUCCAUCAAUAUCACAAGAAAGAAAUUGAAGUAAUUACAAAGCAGUUCAGCGCUAUUUGCUAUUAGCUGAGCUUGUUUGUUGCGAAUGGUGCUAUCAUAUGAUUCAGUAGUCGUGCUGUAGGCUUUUACAGCAGUCUACUGCUCGUUUUGUAUAAAGGUUCUAGAUUUUCAGUUUCCUGAAGUUUUGUGUGCUGACACAUGUAACUAACGAUAUGUACAGUGGAACCCCGGUCGGCGACCACCCCGCUAUGACGACCAAGAAUCGCUGGUCCCAAAUGGUUUCCUCUCUAAUUACCAUUGCACGGUCACCCCGGUACCCCGACCACGACCACUGGAUUUGGCGGUUCCAAUGACCAAAUACACCUCCAACCCGACCAAAGGGCCUAAUUGCCGUGAAAGACGAAUGCUCGGUCCCAUGAGUGGUCGUGUUACCUGGGUUCCACUGUACAUGUAAGUCAUACUAGUGGAAAAGAUGUAAUAAAAUGUUUGAGGUAGUACAUGUAUGUGGAAGCAAGAUAACAAACCUUUGUGUGCUCAAUACCGAGUUUUGCUGAAACAUUUUGAAAUAUAAGUCAAUUGAAUACAAAUGCUGUAGUUGUGAUUUCACGAGUCCAACAUGAGACAC